AUGGCUAGCGAUGGCCAACAUUGCUCCUUCGUGCUUCUCGCCGAGUUCGACAUAGAUCGCGGUGCGCAGUUGACCUACCAAUUUCCCCAACCCCUUGGAACAGAUGAGACCCUGCUAGCCAACUUGAUGCUCCCAGAUGGCGCGGAGAAGCAGUCGGAGGACUGGACGAUCUUCUUCCUCAACCAGACACCGUUCAAUACCAUCGCGCCUGUUCUCGCCCUUGAGACUCCGGAACUCAACGGGAGACCGCCUAGUACGGUCAGCUGGAACGGCGAAAAUGGCCGCCCACAGCUGCUCUACGUGUUGAAUCUAGUGAGGACGAAGAUUGAUAAGACGGUGCGCAGAGGUGCUGUAGUCAAAGCUAUGGCCAUCUGCACUCGGCACCCCUUCAUCCAAAUAUUCAAACCCAUCCUCCUCAUGGCCCUCGAUGACUACUAUACAUCUCCCUCGCAGGAAUGUCUUGCCCGCCUCUUCGACGCUGUGAACGCCAUGGAUCUCUCUGGCGCACCAACUCUUACCCGUUCUGAGAAGAUUGUCAUGCGCACCAGCGACUGGAAGGACAUCUUUGCUGAAAAAUUCCAGUCUACCACAGCGACUAAACCGGGUUCAGAUAAAGACACGGCCUCCACAUUGAAUGGGUCUACGCCAUCGCUGCUAGGCGCCAAGGAUAUCAGUGCACGAUCUCAUCGCAGCACUCCAUCCUGGGACUCGCGGUCUUCGUUCGAGGACGGUAUCAUCAUGCGUGAAAAAUCUCAGAGUCGCGACCGGGCUGGCACGACCACCUCGUCGUCUUCCACUUCAACGCAGCAGCAGCAGCAAGGUGGCCAGCAAUCACGCCACUCGCCGGACAACUCGUUUGACGCAGACGAGAGCGUCGUCUUCAUCGGCAAUGAGCCAGGAAUGGACACGCCAGGCGUUCAACGCGUCGCGCCGCCCAUCAAAACACGAGCACGUCGAGGCACCGAUGCUUCUUCAACUUCGUCCCAUGGUACCCAUGGCCGGAGAGACUACAGCAACGCUGGGCACGUCCCGAGUGGUCCGGCGGGCGUCGGAACAGGGGUGAAAGAUACGCAUUUUUACCAGACCGCGAUAGCGUACGAAGGUCAUCAAAUACCGAUCAAAAUGCCGUUGUAUACCUUCCCCGAGGAAGUUGGCGAUUACUCCCUCAUCCAGCUCAUACAGACGUUCUCCCCUUCUCCUUCUACCUCCCAAGUUCAAGGCCCUCAUCAUCCUCACCUCCACACGAACGGUCCGUCUACGAACCCAAUUGUAAUCUUAUUCAAUGCUCUUGUGACAGGAAAACGGAUAAUAUUCUUGGGCCAUAAUCGGCCAGCCGGACAAGUUGCGACCUACGUGCUCGCGGCUUGUGCCCUGGGGAGCGGGUGCGGGUGCGUACUGAGAGGAUUCAUCGAGAGGGCGUUUCCGUACGCGAACUUGACCAACAAGGACGAGUGGGAAUCAAUUCCAGCUUACAUUGCAGGAGUCACAAAUCCAAUCUUCGAGUCUUCGGGGACAUGGGAUCUACUAUGCGACGUCGGCUCCGGCAGGGUCGUCGUACACAAGGACAUUCACCUAAACUAUCCACCCAACCAAUACCAGCCGACAUCUGGCUUUGGCCUGAACUCGCCCCCGUUGAUUGUUCGCUCAGGAACGCUCAAAGCGGAAGGCUCUGCCGGCAACGAGGAAGAAAUGCUGAAAGGCGCCGCUCGAGACGGCGGAGGCGAACGGAAGGGUGAUUUCUUGAAAGAUGGAACAGACAACCUGUUUGUUGAGGACAUCAUAUCGGCUAUCAACUACCACUUCGGUGAGAACCUUGUCCGUGCACGGUUCGCAGAGUACGCGUCCCGAUUCGUGAGACUCGCGGCUCGCUAUGAGGAGGAAUGUUACGGAUCGACCGAGAUUGGCUACCGAUCGUCCUUCUUCUCGAUGUCUGGCCUUAAUACAGGGCCCCAACUCGGCAGUGGCAUGGCGUUCCUAGAUGACGCAGGAGGGGCGAGGGAGCUUGCGGCGAACGCAAGUAGAAUCGAGGCUUGGAGACGGACGAAGGUGUACCAAUAUUACGAGCAGGACUUCAAGAAGGCUAUGAUCACGAACGCACUUCAGAGGUUCGAUCUGACCCAUCAGUUAUGGCGACUACGACACGGACGAAACAUGCCGGACCCUGAGGUCGAACUCAUCUUGCGCACGAUCGCGGACAAUAUUCGGACGUAUGAAUCUGCUGUUGAGGCUAGUAUUUCCCACUAUCUUUUGUCGUAUAUACCGCCAUAUACGGGUGGCUUAGCCCCGCUUAGCUUUGCGCUCUUCCAUCCCCAAGAAUCUGUUCGGCGUCUUGCCGUCGAAAUCUUCAACGAGUUGCGGCAAUAUCCUGUUGGCGUCCAAUUUUUGCAGGCGCUCAACUCGUUCCAGCGCUACGCCUAUGUUCGUCAGGCGCACGCGCUCGAAACGCGGAAUGUGCAGGAACAUCAGCAUCAUCAGGCACACUCGCAGCUACAGCCUCCGCCGACAUCGAAUUUAGGGGCACGCAACACGAACCGGAGUGAAUCAAGUUUGGUAGGGUAA
Messenger RNA from Punctularia strigosozonata HHB-11173 SS5, 2559 nucleotides. Its product is annotated as mesa protein. NCBI's taxonomy places the organism in Eukaryota, Fungi, Basidiomycota, Agaricomycetes, Corticiales, Punctulariaceae. Gene Ontology annotation, biological process: actin cortical patch localization. The transcript is spliced from 10 exons. Bases 1 to 2559 code for a protein of 852 amino acids. The record is from RefSeq and is a predicted model, not a curated record. Gene Ontology annotation, cellular component: plasma membrane.